CUCUCCGAAUAUUGCCAUCGAAUAAUGUCUUCACAAAAGCUAGCGAUCAUCGCAGGCGUCGGUAGUGGCAAUGGAUCAGCCGUCGCUCGUCGCUUUGGCAAGGAAUAUACUGUCGUUCUCCUCGCACGCAAACCAGAGAGCUAUGGACCAGUGGAGCAGGAAAUCAUCAAGAGCGGCGGGAAGGCCCUGGGGAUCAGUACAGAUCUGUCGAAGCAAGAUAGUGUGAGAGCAGCUUUCGCCAAGAUCGAACAGGAGUUCCCGAACGUUCCUACCCAAGUCGCAGUCUUCAAUGCAUCAGGCAGGUUCAUCCGGAAACCAUUGCUGGAUAUUAGCAUGGAAGACUUGGAUGGCGGGUUGAACGUCAGUGUCAAAGGUGCUUUAUCCUUUGCGCAAAGUGCCCUUCCUCUCUUGCUCAAGCAUGCAGAGAGCAACCCACAAACGCCUCCGAGCCUUUUCUUCACAGGCUCGACUGCUGCUGUCAAGGCGAAUCCCGGAUCACUGGUCAUGUGUGUGCCUCGACAUGGUCUACGGGCACUUUCCAUCUCUGCUGCUAAGGAGUUCGGGCCCAAGGGCAUUCAUGUGGUGCAUGCUAUUGUUGAUGGCGCGAUUGAUACGCCGUGGGGCAAGGACUUUUUGAAAGACAAGAAGCCUGAGGAGACAAUCGAUCCCGAGGCAAUUGCGCAGACUUACUGGGACCUCCAUCUUCAAAGUCGAAGGUGCUUCACGAACGAGAUCGAUAUUCGACCCAUGAUGGAGAAGUGGUGAGCGGUGAGCCAUCGAAUAAAUUGUCGGAAAAUACAAUUACAGAUCUUAUACAGUUAACAAAAGCAGCAGAAAUUAGUGUC
Cercospora beticola is the source of this 845-nucleotide messenger RNA. RefSeq lists its product as uncharacterized. The record is from RefSeq and is a predicted model, not a curated record. NCBI's taxonomy places the organism in Eukaryota, Fungi, Ascomycota, Dothideomycetes, Mycosphaerellales, Mycosphaerellaceae.